Molecule: messenger RNA, 474 nt
Organism: Lepus europaeus (European hare)
Lineage: Eukaryota; Metazoa; Chordata; Mammalia; Lagomorpha; Leporidae
Gene: C4H8orf89
Product: chromosome 4 C8orf89 homolog
Exons: 4
Coding region: 1-474 (157 amino acids)
Source: RefSeq, a predicted model, not a curated record
AUGUCCGUGCUAUCUCCUGAAAUCAAAUUCAAUGCUUCUAAAGUCAUCAGAGGUUCCCUUGACAGUUGUUUUAUUUUUGAGAGUAGUUGGAGGAAAGCAGCUUUAGAAACACAAAAGAUAAGGAAAGCAUUUGGUCUACAAGAGUUCAAAGAAGGUGUCAAAAUGCCAUAUUUACCAAGAUUUCCAAGUUGCCAAAAACAUGUAAGUUCAACUCCACUAGAGGUUCAUAAAAGGCUGCUGCGAGCGGACACAGAAAUGCCCACACUCAGGAUAAAGAAGACUAAGGAGACAUGCACCAUGGGACCACUUCAGGAGAGAUCAAAAGGCUCUGCCUUCAGUGACCCUCUCACUGGCGCACCAUCUCAAUACUUAGAGAGACUUUCAAAAAUGGCCAUAAUGGAAUAUGACACCAUUCGUCAGGAAACAAGCAGAAAAUCCAAAAAAGGCAAGCGACAAGAGCUACGAGACUGCUGA